This is a messenger RNA of Ilex paraguariensis (yerba mate), 1164 nucleotides long. Lineage: Eukaryota; Viridiplantae; Streptophyta; Magnoliopsida; Aquifoliales; Aquifoliaceae. The record is from the annotation of a GenBank genome assembly.
AUGAAGAUGCAAAUGAUGAAAUCGAUCACCAAACGAUUACGGAUCGAUGACGAAGAAGUAAUUGACAGUGAUGAAGAAGCGGAUCUGGAUCAACAAAUGGCGAUGAACCUAAAGGCAGAUUCUCUGAUAAGAUUCCAUGCUCUGGCAUAUACGGCUGGUGAUGCUCUCAUACAGUUAUAUCAUAAUUUCAUCACUGACUUUGAGACUAAGAUCAAUCUUCUCAAGCUUGCACAUUUUGCUGUCAUAGUCUCUAGGCAGUAUUCGGAGAAAGAAGCUGCCAUUAGUUAUCUUGAAGGGGUGAUUGAAAAGCUUCGUGCUACAAAGGAGACGCGCAUUGAGGAGCCAAUCCUCUAUACUAAGAUGCAGAUAGCUAUAUUAAAGCUUGAGCAAGGGGACCAAAAAGAGUGCAAGAAACUUUUAGAAGAUGGGAAGAGUGCACUUGACAGCAUGACUGACAUUGAUCCAUCUGUAUAUGCUAGUUAUUAUUGGGCUUCAUCGCAAUACCAAAAAUCUCAUCAGGAAUUUGCUGAAUUCUACAAAAGUGCUCUUCUUUAUCUUGCAUACACAUCUGUAGAAUCUUUAUCAGAUUCGUUUAAGCUGGAUCUGGCAUUUGAUUUAUCCCUGUCGGCGUUGCUGGGAGAAAAUAUCUACAACUUUGGAGAACUGCUCGCACAUCCAAUUAUUAAGAGUCUUCUUGGGACAAAGGUUGAGUGGCUUUACUAUAUUCUCGAAGCAUUCAACUCUGGUGACUUAGUUCGCUAUCAAGAAUUAUGCCACGUCCAUAGAGCUGCUCUGAGUGCUCAACCAGCGUUAAUGCAGAAUGAGAAAAAACUUCUGGAAAAGAUUAACAUUCUCUGCUUGAUGGAAAUCAUCUUUAGUCGACCAUCAGAGGAUAGAACUAUUCCAUUAGGCAUCAUUGCAGAGUGCACAAAACUUACUGUAGAAGAUGUGGAGUAUCUCCUCAUGAAGAGCCUCUCUGUACAUCUCAUCGAGGGUAAAAUUGAUCAAGUGGAGGGAACGGUUCAUGUUUCCUGGGUGCAACCAAGAGUUUUGGGGAUUCCCCAGAUCAAAUCAUUGUGUGAUCGCCUGGACAAUUGGACGGAGAAAGUACACACUGCUUUGUUAUCGGUCGAGGCAGAAACACCUGAUUUAGUUGCAUCAUAA